Molecule: messenger RNA, 561 nt
Organism: Serendipita indica DSM 11827
Lineage: Eukaryota; Fungi; Basidiomycota; Agaricomycetes; Sebacinales; Serendipitaceae
Source: the annotation of a GenBank genome assembly
AUGACGACAGUAUCCUUGCGUCCAGUUGAUCCCACCUCGCAAGAGGAUGAACAGAAGCUCAUCGAUGUCCGAACGGCCUGUGGCUGGGACGCCGAUAAAGUACCACAGUGGAUGAAGGAGAUGACCACAGGAGAGAGACUGCUAUGGUUGCUCUUUAGCGCGCAACCAGGAGACGGGGAACUCAAUGGAGACCAACCUAGGGAAGAGAUUGUCGGCAUGGCCGCUCUGACGCUUGAAUACGAGGACACAAAGGGCCACGGAGCCUCAUUUUCAAAGCAUCAAUCUGUCGAGAUCUGCUCCCUCUUUGUCUACCCGCAAUACCGAGGGGCCGGGAUUGGGAGGCAGGCCUUUGUUGCUGUGGAAGAGCAUGCGAAGCGAAUGGGUGCCAAAACCGUGCUUUUAAAGACGGGAACAUUUGAACGAAACAUCCCAUGGUAUCAAAGGAUGGGUUAUUCCGCGUUUGCGGUUGUCCCGGACUAUUGGACAGGGUGGGCACUCUCUGUAGGUAAACCUACAACUGAAGAAUUUACGUCUGCGACAUUUAUGAGCAAAGAGCUCUAA